Molecule: messenger RNA, 897 nt
Organism: Pseudogymnoascus destructans
Lineage: Eukaryota; Fungi; Ascomycota; Leotiomycetes; Thelebolales; Thelebolaceae
Exons: 2
Coding region: 76-897 (273 amino acids)
Source: RefSeq, a predicted model, not a curated record
AUUAAUACCCUCCUCCAACCUCACGCGCGGUUCACCUGGCACUCCCACGUCACAACACACAACAAACCCAUAACAAUGGCACGCUCCCCAGCCGACGCCACGCGCUUCACCUCCACCACCCCCCACGCCACGAAGCCCUUUUACCCGACCUCCUCGAACCCGGGCCCAUCCACUCUCCCAUCGAAUGAAGCCGCCGCCGCACCGGCGGGCGAGACGCCGCAGCAGAAGGUGAGGCGGCUGAGGGAGGCGGCGAAUCGGGCGAGGGAGGGACGGCUGACGGGGUUUGAUCGCGUGGUCAUGACGGGGAGGGUGUGGGCGGAUCGGGCGCAUAGGGUUACGGCGUUGGGGUUGAUUGGGGUUACUUGCAUCGCGGGCGCAGUAACAGUCUACGCCCUAGGAGACAUGAUGAUCUACAACCGCCGCCGCCGCCGCGAAUACUUCGCGGAGCAAAAAGCCAUCAACGAAGCAGCCACCCAAGACGCCGCCGUGGCCCUGCGCAGCGGCACCGCCACAGCCGAACAACUCAAGCUCCUCGAGCAGCAGCGCGGCCAGGCCGCCGUGGCGGCUGAGAUGAGACAGAAGGCGCAGGAGAUGCGGGAAGCCAGGGCGAAUGCCGCGGCUGCACCGGUGGCAGCGGAGAAGGGGGAGGGAAAGGGGAUAAUGGCGUCCGCGACGGGGUGGUUGUUUAAGGGGCUGAAGACGGAGGAUAGGCCGGAGGUGGGGUAUGGGAAUGCGGUUGGUGAGAGGGGGGUGGCGAGGGCGGUGGAGGCGAGGAGGGCGGAGGUGGCUGCGACGGAGAGGGAGAGGGAAGCGAAUGGGGGACCGCUGGAUAGGUUGGGGACGGAGGAGGAGGAGGAGGGGAAGGGUGGUUGGACGAGUUUCAUGACGCGGAAGUAG